CGCUGCCAGCCUCAGUACGGCCGAGAGCCUCACCCGAUCUCAGUCGCCGCCGCCACCGCAGGGAACAUGGAGCCCCCAGACGCCCGCGCAGGGCUGCUGUGGCUCGCCCUCUUGCUGGCGGGCCAUUCAGGUGCCCAGGCUGAGGUGCACGUGUCUGUACCCCCACUGGUGGAGGUGAUCCGAGGAGAACUGAUCACCCUGGACUGUACUGCAUGGGAGCACCCUGAGCAUUAUGUGAUGGAAUGGUUCCUUGUUGAUGCUUCUGGGGCCCGGCACCACCUGGCUUCUGUGGAACCACAGGGCUCAGAGUUCCUAGGCACAGUCCACAACUCUCGGGGCCGCAAACUCCCAUACAAGCUGGACUCCCAUGGGCGCCUGAUGAUAGAAGAUGCCCAGGUGGGGGAUGAACGGGACUACGUGUGCGUGGUGAAGGCUGGGGCGGCAGGCACCUCAGAAGCCACUUCAAGCGUUCGUGUGUUCGCAACACCGGAGGAUACGGAGGUGUCUCCCAACAAAGGGACCCUGUCUGUGAUGGACCCGUUUGCUCAGGAGAUUGCCACCUGCAGCAGCCGCAACGGAAACCCAGUGCCUCGGAUCACUUGGUACCGGAAUGGGCAGCGUCUGGAUGUGCCCAUGGAGGUGAACCAAAAGGGCUACAUGACCAGCCGCACCGUCCGGGAGGCCUCGGGCCUGUAUUCCCUGACCAGCACCCUCUACCUGAGACUCCACAAGGAUUAUCGGGAUUCCAACUUCCACUGUGCAGCUCACUACAACUUGCCCUCAGGCCAACAUGGCCGCCUGGACAGCCAUACUUUCCACCUCACCCUACACUAUCCCACGGAGCAUGUGGAAUUCUGGGUGGGCAGCCCAUCCACCACUGAGGGCUGGGUACGUGAGGGUGACACUGUCCAACUGCUCUGCCAGGGUGAUGGCAGCCCCAGUCCAGAGUAUUCAUUUUUCCGUGAGCAGGGUACCCAGGAAGAACAACUGAACGUCAACCUCAAGGGGAACCUGACCCUCGAGCGGGUGCGUCGGGGCCAGAGCGGAACCUAUGGCUGCAGAGUGGAGGACUACGAUGCAGACGAAGCUGUGCAGCUUGUCAAGAAGCUAGAGCUCCAUGUGGCCUACCUGGAUCCAUUGGAGCUGAGUGUGCCUGAGGAGCUCUCUGUAUUUCUGAACAGCAGUGGCACAGUGGUGAACUGCUUGUCUGGAGGCCUGCCUUCCCCUACUGUGCGCUGGACCAAGGAUUCUGUGACAAUUGCAGAUGGCCCCAUGCUCUCUCUUGACUCGGUUACCUUUGACUCGGCUGGCACCUACAUGUGUGAGGCCUCCACACCCAUAGUCCCCCUGCUGAGCCGCACACAGAGUUUCCAGCUGAUGGUCCAAGGCCCACCGGAAUUAAAACCAAAUGAGAUAAAAUCCAAAUCGGGGAACGGCUGGACAGAAGGCGAUGAAGUCAUGCUGACCUGCUCGGCCCGAGGCUUCCCAGAGCCCAAACUCACCUGGAGUCAGCGAGGCGAUACUCCAGGAGAGACGCCCUUUGAGGGCAGAGGUUGGACCAGCAGCUCGCUGAUGGUGAAAGUGACCAGCGCCCUGAGCAGAGAGGGCGUGUCCUGCGAGGCGGCAAACAUCCAUGGCAAGAUAGGCCACGUCUUCCACUUUGGCUCCGUGGCUCCUCAGACUUCCCAGGCAGGCGUGGCCGUCAUGGCCGUGGCCGUCAGCGUGGGUCUCCUGUUACUGGUGGUCGCCGCUUUCUACUGCAUGAGACGCAAGGGGCGCCCUGGCUGCUGCCGGCAGGCGGAGAAGGGGGCCCCGUAA
Messenger RNA from Acomys russatus (golden spiny mouse), 1818 nucleotides. RefSeq names its product basal cell adhesion molecule (Lutheran blood group) (gene Bcam). The coding region runs from base 67 to 1818 and encodes 583 amino acids. Gene Ontology annotation, cellular component: plasma membrane. The transcript has 13 exons. NCBI's taxonomy places the organism in Eukaryota, Metazoa, Chordata, Mammalia, Rodentia, Muridae. The record is from RefSeq and is a predicted model, not a curated record.